Ixodes scapularis (black-legged tick) is the source of this 1664-nucleotide messenger RNA. RefSeq names its product multidrug resistance-associated protein 1-like. Gene Ontology annotation, biological process: transmembrane transport. The record is from RefSeq and is a predicted model, not a curated record. Lineage: Eukaryota; Metazoa; Arthropoda; Arachnida; Ixodida; Ixodidae. Gene Ontology annotation, cellular component: membrane. Gene Ontology annotation, molecular function: ATP hydrolysis activity; ATP binding; ABC-type transporter activity.
GUUCAGCCGGGACAUCGACCUGGUUGACAAGGAGGUGCCCUUUUACGCUGCGAUGAACAUGGCCAACAUAGCGUCUAUGUCUCUACUCGUCGUUGUACUCUGCAUUCCGUCUGCGUAUUUUGUCUUCAUCGUGGUUGUGACUUCAGUUCUCUUUCUGGGACUGAUGAUGGUUUCGUUGCCAUCUUUUCGUCAAGUGCGCAGGUUGCAGUCUGUGAGCCGAUCACCUGUCCUGUCUCACUUCGGCGAGACCAUUUCAGGGGCCCUUUCGAUUCGAGCCUUUGGUGCCACGGAACAUUUCGUUAAAACUCUGGAGUAUCUCCAAGACAACAGCGUCAACUGUCACAUCCAUGCCGCGUCUCUUGACGGGUGCCGCAUGGUUCUCGUGCAACUCCUGACCUCGCUGCUGUCUUUUGGGGCAGCGCUGGUGACCGUCCUCGUCAGGCAUUCUUUGGACCCCGGAAUGGUCGGAAUGGUUCUCUCUUACACGCUCCAGAUGGCGGACGAAGUGUCGUUGGUGGGCUUGAUGUCCGUCAUGCUGACUGCCAGUCUGGUUGCUGUGGAGAGGGUCAUGGAAUACUUCAACUUACCGCAGGAGGCGCCUUGGAGGAAUGCGAAGGUUCAGCCUGCCGCCGAUUGGCCCACUCUAGGCGAGGUGACCUUCUCGGACUACAGCGCCGCCUACCGGAACGGUGAUAAGCCUGUUCUGCAGAACAUCAACUUUAAGUCUCCUGGGGGUCAAAAGGUUGGUGUUGUGGGGAGGACCGGUGCUGGGAAGUCCACUUGCGCGCUGGCCCUGUUCAGAGUCGUCGAACCCAAGAGCGGGUCCAUUGUUGUGGACGACGUGGAUGUCACCGAGAUCGGCUUGCACGACCUUCGCUUGAAAAUGACCAUCAUUCCUCAGGAUCCCGUGCUGUUUGCUGGAACGUUACGCUGGAACCUGGAUCCUUUCAACGAACAUCCAGACGAGGCUCUUUGGAAAGCCCUGGAACAGGCGCAUCUCAAGGACUUCGUAUCCAGUCAAGAAUCGGGUCUUGACUGCGACAUUGCAGAGGGAGGCGACAACUUAAGUGCUGGACAAAGACAACUCGUGUGCCUGGCACGAGCUCUCCUGAGGCAGAGCAAAGUCCUAGUCCUGGACGAAGCGACGUCAUCGGUGGACCUUGAAACCGAGCGUCUCGUGAAAGAGACUACGCGCACGGAGUUCCAAUCCACGACCGUCAUUACAAUCGCGCACAAGCUCCACACCGUCAUGGAUUGUGAUCAGAUUUUGGUGCUGUCUGCAGGAGAAAUCGUCGAGCAAGGUUCUCCCUCAGAUCUUCUAAAAAUCAAGAACGGGCUGUUCUUCAAAAUGGCGCGGGAUGCGGGUCUCACGUGACACUAGCAGCGUGGGUUCUCCGCCUCAAGAUGUCCCCUCACAAAACACUGUUUGCCGCGUAGCUGGUGUAGGUGCUGCAACAGGGCCGACGCAGGGUUGGCUUCAAACAACAUGACUCGCCAUCUAUCCAGCCAUAGCCAGAGACAGCUCAAGAAACGCAGGGCGUGGCCUAUUCUGUUCACACGUUUUGCCUCAUAAUUUGUUUUUUGGCGUGCAGAGGUUGUAUUGGCUGCGGAGUCAAAAUAAAGGACUCGGCAUUCACCACACCCUUUUUUUUAAAUUAUUGUAA